This is a messenger RNA of Cephus cinctus (wheat stem sawfly), 1152 nucleotides long. Its product is annotated as replication factor A protein 2-like. Bases 286 to 1026 code for a protein of 246 amino acids. Lineage: Eukaryota; Metazoa; Arthropoda; Insecta; Hymenoptera; Cephidae. Gene Ontology annotation, biological process: double-strand break repair via homologous recombination; DNA replication; nucleotide-excision repair. The transcript is spliced from 2 exons. Gene Ontology annotation, cellular component: site of double-strand break; DNA replication factor A complex; chromosome, telomeric region. The record is from RefSeq and is a predicted model, not a curated record.
GGAAUAUACCCUAAAUUAUGUUAAAACAAUGUCAUUUUUAUGAUAUCUUUCUGGCGUUGGCAAUAUGUUAUCCAUAAGUAAUCCCCUAUAUGCAUGGCGGGAAAUUGCGGCUGAUCAAUUAGUGCCGAUUCGUUAACACGGAAGUGGAUGUAUUCUGCCCCAGCUUCGAUUAUAGUUUGACUGGUUUGCUGUGUUAGCUUACUCUUACGUUAUUUACGUACCGCAAAUAUACUUUCAUAAUAUUUAACAUUGAAAAACGGAACGCUUCAUUUGUGCAUCAUAACUAUGUGGUCCAAUUUUGAGACAAGUCAAAGCAUGGGCGGUGGAUUUCUUGACAACAGUCAAGCAGGACCAAGUGGGAAGACAGAGCCAAAAAGAGGACAAAAACUUUUUCCUGUAAUGAUAGUUCAUCUUAAUAAUUUAAAAGAUGAUUUGGAAACGAGAAGUCAUUCUCUUCCUAUAUUUACAUUUAUUGGAAUAGUACGUAAAAUUCAGCGUGUUACAACUAAGAUAACUUAUCAUAUUGAAGACGAAACAGGUAGCAUAGUGGCUCAUUUGUGGUUAGAAGCAGAUGAUGAAAAAGCUGCACCAAAUAUUACAGAAAAUAGAUAUGCACGUGUCUACGGAGUUCUUCGUAAACAGGGGGAUCAGCCACACAUUAUGAUUUUACGAAUCUGGUCGCUUCAAAGCAUGAAUGAACUCACGAGUCACCUUUUGGAAGUUACAUAUAUUAUGCUAAAGGCUAAAAAAAUGUCUGGAGAACAGCAAAGCGAUUCCACAGUACCACAAAAUCAAAAUGUAUUGGAAACAGAGGCCAAAUUUAUAAGUGGUAUGACACCAGAGCAACAUACUAUUUUUCAAAUUAUUCAUGCUGAAAAUAAUUCUGAAAGUGGUAUUUCGAGAGAAACAAUUAAACAAAGAGCACCCAUAAAUAUUAAGGCACAAGUUGAUAAUAUUCUUGAAUUCCUCGCCUGUGAAGGUCACAUUUAUACAACUUGUACAGAAGACCAAUUUAAAACAACCUGAGUUUACUUAUUAUAUAGGAUUAUGGAUGUUUGGAAGAAUGUUUGUAAUACUUACUAAUAUUUUUAAUCCUUCAUACUGUCAAAAAUAUGUAUUUUUGUUAUUAUUAAAUAAUUUCUGACAAAGGUA